AUCCAAACUUAAGCAACCUCUCUCAUUAGGGCAUGUUUGGCAUCCUCAAAAAGCACCAUAUCCCAUUAUAUACUCAAUCAAACAAAUCAAAACUCCCACACACAAUUUUUUAAAAACAAAAUUAGAGAGCAAAAAAGAAAAAUGGAAGGAGAGAAUUCAAACUAUCACUACAGAGAAUGCCUCCGGAACCAUGCAGCCAGUCUCGGCAGUUACGCCACCGACGGCUGCGGCGAAUUCACUCUCGACGACGCCUCUUCUCCGGCCAACCUCCUCCACUGCGCCGCCUGUGGCUGCCACCGUAACUUCCACCGCAAAGUCACUUACAUCGCUGGCGGCGGCCGCUCCUCCGCCGCCACCGCCACCGACGACGACCUCAUGGAUUACGACCGUCACGCCGUUGUUGAGUACGCCGCUGCCGACACCGAGAGAAGCGGCGGCGGCGGCGGAAGUAAAAAACGGUUCCGUACGAAGUUCACGGCGGAUCAGAAAGAGAAGAUGCUGGCAUUUGCGGAGAAGUUAGGUUGGAAAUUGCAGAGAAAAGAUCUGGACGACGAGAUCGAGAGGUUCUGCCGGAGCGUGGGAGUCACUCGCCAAGUCUUCAAGGUUUGGAUGCAUAAUCACAAGAAUUCUUUUUCUUCUAAUUCUGCAUCCACUGGAAAUGCCUCUUCUCUAACACAGUAAUUAAAGAUUAAUUGAUUUAAUUAAUUGAUCUUUAUGUUAAUGUGAUAAAUUAGAGUCUAAUAAGACGCCUAAUUUUUCUUCCUUUUCAGAUCCCUUUGUUAUUCUUCCUAAAAAGGGUCUAGUCUAUAUAUCAGUAAAUUGGCUUAUUAUUGUAAUAUAUAAACUAAUUUUCUUAAGGAAAAAAAAGAGUGUAUUUUUUUUUC
Messenger RNA from Benincasa hispida (wax gourd), 884 nucleotides. The record is from RefSeq and is a predicted model, not a curated record. Lineage: Eukaryota; Viridiplantae; Streptophyta; Magnoliopsida; Cucurbitales; Cucurbitaceae.